Messenger RNA from Ziziphus jujuba (common jujube), 2871 nucleotides. Its product is annotated as conserved oligomeric Golgi complex subunit 7. The record is from RefSeq and is a predicted model, not a curated record. Lineage: Eukaryota; Viridiplantae; Streptophyta; Magnoliopsida; Rosales; Rhamnaceae. The transcript is spliced from 10 exons. Gene Ontology annotation, biological process: Golgi organization; retrograde vesicle-mediated transport, Golgi to endoplasmic reticulum; intracellular protein transport. Gene Ontology annotation, cellular component: COG complex. The coding region runs from base 164 to 2680 and encodes 838 amino acids.
UAUCACAUUUCGGCCCCUUUCAUUCACAGCAACUUGUAAAAACUUCAAUUCUCAACUGCAAAGAAAAUAACAAAACUGAAAACUCCCUCCCUCCCUGCCAUUAAUUUCUCUGAGAUUCCUCAGUCAAGCCGAUUCGAAGGGUGACUCAGUUUCCCAGCCAGCAAUGAUGCUGGAUCUAGGCCCAUUCUCGGGCGAGAACUUCGACCCGAAGAAGUGGGUGAACUCGGUGUGUCAGGCUCGGCAUCCUCAGGACUCGGUGGACAACCACCUGGUCGAUCUGGAAUUGAAACUCCAGAUGGUCUCGGAGGAGAUCUCCGCCUCCCUCGAGGAGCAGAGCGCCGCAGCUCUCCUCCGAGUCCCACGCGCCACCCGUGAUGUCAUCCGACUCCGCGACGACGCCGUUUCACUCCGCUCCGCCGUCUCCGGCAUCCUCCAGCAGCUCAAGAAGGCGGAAGGAUCAUCAGCAGAAUCAAUUGCUGCGCUUGCUAAAGUUGAUACGGUCAAGCAGAGAAUGGAAGCUGCAUAUGAGACAUUGCAGGAUGCUGCUGGGUUAACUCAAUUAAGUUCUACUGUGGAAGAUGUCUUCGCCAGCGGUGAUCUUCCGCGAGCUGCAGAAACCUUGGCCAACAUGAGACAUUGCUUGUCUGCCGUUGGAGAGGUUGCUGAAUUCGCCAAUGUGAGGAAGCAACUUGAGGUGCUAGAGGAUAGGCUAGAUGGAAUGGUGCAGCCACGUUUAACAGAUGCAUUAGCUAGUCGCAAGAUUGAUGUUGCUCAAAAUUUGAGGGGAAUUCUCAUUCGAAUUGGAAGAUUCAAGUCACUAGAGCUACAUUAUACAAAAGUUCACCUAAAGCCCAUAAAGCAGCUUUGGGAAGAUUUUGAAUUGAAACAGCGCACUAAUAGGCACGCAAAUGAUAGGAGUGAAUUUGAAAGACAUUCAAGUAGUAAUGAUUUUCAAUCAACUUCUUCAACAAUAUCAUUCACCAGUUGGUUGCCAAGCUUCUAUGAUGAGCUGCUACUUUAUCUUGAACAAGAAUGGAAAUGGUGCAUGGCUGCUUUCCCAGAGGAUUAUAAAACUCUUGUACCGAAGCUGCUGAUUGAGACAAUGGCAGCUAUUGGAGCGAGUUUUGUUUCACGUAUCAACCUUGCAACUGGAGAUGCUGUUCCUGAAACAAAAGCAUUGGCAAAAGGUAUACUAGAUAUUUUGUCUGGUGAUAUGCCAAAGGGAAUCAAGAUUCAGAGCAAACAUGUGGAAGCCUUGAUUGAAUUACACAAUUUGACUCAGACCUUUGCAAGAAAUAUUCAGCACUUAUUUUCAGAUUCUGAUCUCCGGGUUUUAAUGGAUACGUUGAAGGCAGUGUAUUUUCCCUAUGAAUCAUAUAAACAAAGGUAUGGACAAAUGGAGCGUGCUAUUCUUUUCUCUGAGAUUGCUGGGGUGGAUCUAAGGGGAGCUGUUACUCGCGGUGUGGGAGCCCAGGGAAUUGAACUCAGUGAAACUGUUCGCAGAAUGGAGGAGUCCAUCCCCCAAGUUAUUGUACUUCUUGAAGCAGCUGUUGAGAGAUGCAUCAGCUUUACUGGUGGUUCUGAGGCAGAUGAGUUAGUUCUUGCACUUGAUGACGUAAUGUUACAAUAUAUUUCUACCUUGCAAGAGACCUUGAAGUCAUUAAGAACUGUCUGUGGAGUGGAUCAUGCUAGUGAUUCUGUUGGUCUAAAGAAGGAAAUUGGAUCAGACAAAAAAGAUGGAAGCACCGCUCGAAAAGUUGACUUGAUUUCAAAUGAGGAGGAAUGGUCCAUUGUCCAAGGCGCUUUGCAGAUACUUACAGUUUCAGAUUGUUUAACUAGCAGGUCCUCUGUUUUUGAAGCUUCCUUGCGAGCUACUCUUGCUAGAUUAAGCACAAAUCUGUCUGUUUCAGUAUUUGGUUCGAGCGUGGACCAAAAGCAGUCACAUGUUGCUGGUGAAGAUGGAAAUGAGGAACUAUCAUUGGGUGGAAGGGCUGCCUUGGAUAUGGCAACAGUGCGGCUUCUUGAUGUUCGUGAGAAGGCUCGAAAACUCUUUAAUCUUUUAAAUCAGUCUAAAGAUCCCCGGUUUCAUGCGCUUCCACUUGCAUCUCAGAGAGUUGCUGCAUUUUCUGACACAGUAAAUGAACUUGUAUAUGAUGUCCUCAUUUCUAAAGUACGACAACGCCUCAGUGAUGUUUCUCGCUUGCCAAUAUGGUCUGCAGUUGAGGAACAUAGUGCUUUUCCUCUACCAAGCUUCAGUGCGUAUCCUCAGAGCUAUAUCUCCAGUGUUGGUGAAUAUCUUCUUACUUUACCCCAACAGUUGGAUCCCCUUGCUGAGGGUAUUUCUAACAAUGAUGCCAACAAUGAUGAAGCCCAGUUCUUUGCAACGGAAUGGAUGUUCAAGGUUGCAGAGGGAGCCACUGCUCUUUACAUGGAGCAGUUGAGGGGGAUACAGUACAUAACGGAUCGUGGAGCACAACAGCUGUCGGUCGAUAUCGAGUAUCUGAGUAAUGUGCUCUCUGCUCUAUCAAUGCCGAUACCUCCAGUACUUGCCACAUUCCACACUUGCCUUUCCACCCCAAGAGAUCAGCUGAAAGAUCUUUUGAGGUCAGAAUCAGGAAAUCAGCUUGAUUUCCCGACUGCAAACCUUGUCUGUAAAAUGCGUCGUGUGAAUCUAGAUUAAUGAUCCUCUUCAGUGAAUAUAUAGCCUAUGUUUCAAACCAAAUUCACAAUUGCUAGAUAGACUAUGCGGUAAAAAAACUGAUGCUAGUUUACGUGACAUUCUUUUUGCGGAUAACAUAUUAUUUUUAUAUGCCCAGAUAAAUAAUAAUAAUAAUAUACAAUGAAAAGGGCAGCUUGAAAUGUGUUGAUUCA